This is a messenger RNA of Misgurnus anguillicaudatus (oriental weatherfish), 869 nucleotides long. It is a transcript of the gene selenow2b, whose product is annotated as selenoprotein W, 2b. Gene Ontology annotation, cellular component: cytosol. The record is from RefSeq and is a predicted model, not a curated record. Gene Ontology annotation, biological process: negative regulation of apoptotic process; positive regulation of filopodium assembly. NCBI's taxonomy places the organism in Eukaryota, Metazoa, Chordata, Actinopteri, Cypriniformes, Cobitidae.
AUUGUUGGUGUGGGUGUUGUAGGUGAAGGGUGCAGCUCACCUGACGCAGGUGUCCUAGGGGUGGUUAAGGUGUUUGUGAGUAGUUUUGAGUCGCAGCUUGCAACCAGGUAACCAUUUACUAACACAGCUCAGGAUCUGUACACACGAGUCAUGGUGGUGGAGAUAAAAGUAGAGUACUGCGGCGCAUGAGGCUACGCACCCCGCUUCCAGGAACUGAAGCGAAAGAUCAACGCCAAGUUUCCUGAUGCGGUGGUGUCUGGCUCUGUGGGCAGAAGAGGGUGUUAUGAGGUGGUGAUCAAUGAUCAUUUGGUCUUCUCAAAGUUAGAAACGGGUGGUUUUCCUUUUGAAGAAGAUAUCAUGGAGGCCAUCAAUGAAGCUGAAGAUGGCAAGCCUCAGAAGAUUACCAGAAAACGUAAAGAGUGCAUCAUCAUGUAAUGCCCAACAUAAACAUCUCAUCUGAGAUGUGGUCCAACCUUCAGCUGUCUCCUUUUUCAUUCUACUUCACACUGAGUUUGUUGGACGUAAAUGAUUGCCAUAGCUAAAAAUUCAUGUUAUGGUAUGAGACUAAAGUCCAGAAAACUCUAAAGCUGAGGUAGAGCAAUAAAGUAGACAGUGAAGUAAAGCAGUAAACUAUUCUUGUAAUGUUAAAUCUCCUAUUUAAUAAGAUCAAGCACAUCUAGUCUUAUUCUGAUGCAGCCUGAAGUUAGAUCCAUUGUUUUAAUAGAAUAUCAAAACUUAUUUAAAAAGAGUUAUUUUAAAUAAUAUUAUGAAUAAUAUGUGACCCUGGAUCACAAAACCAUAAUUAUUAAAAACUUUUGAUCUAUCAUCUGUAUGAAUAAGCUUUCCUGAAUAAAUAAGCUUCCCAUUGA